AGGGAUCAAUAUGACUUCCUAUUCCGUUUCUAUAUUCAUAGCACUACUUCACAAUAUUAGUAGUGUCCCAAAAACCAAUCUUGAUAAAGCCAAAUAAUCAAGUAAAAAGCUGAAACAGCCAUGACCAAAUUCGAGGUGGUGUUCAUCACAACCCCUGCAAUCGGACAACUAGUUCCAAUUGUUGAGUUUGCACACCACCUUAUCAAUUGUGACCCUCGAUUCUCUAUCACUAUACUCAUCGUCACCUUGCCCCAAAGACCCCUUGUCAACACCUAUGUCCAAUCAUGUGUUGCCACGUCAGCCUCGACAAAUAUCAACUUCGUCCACCUCCUUCCUGUAGAGCUUCCCUCACCUGAUCAACUCCAAUCUUCCAUAGGAUGCAUAUCAUUAUUCGCUGAAAGACACAAACCCCAUGUUAAGCAAGCAAUCACAAACCUCGUGGCAACUGAGUCGGACUUGGACUCGGACCGACGACUCGUUGGGUUUUUCAUCGACUUGUUUACAACUUCCAUGAUCGAUGUAGCCAACGAGCUUGACAUCCCUUGCUACCUUUACUUCCAAUCUACAGCUGAAUUUCUUGGCUUCAUGCUUCAUCUUCCAGUCCUAGACACCCAACUCACCACUGGGUUGGCUGAGUUGGACACUGAGUUGGUCAUUCCGAGUUUUGUAAAUCCGGUUCCUCCAAGUGUGUUGCCUUCUGUGAUGUUGGAGAAAGAUGGGUACUCUUUUUUUUUACAGAAUGCACGCAGGUACGUUGAAACAAAGGGUAUAAUCAUAAAUACAUUUUCUGAGCUUGAGCCUCAUGCACUUAACUCGGUCUCUACGAGUCAAGUGCCACCGGUUUAUCCCAUUGGGCCUGUUCUUGACCUUACUGGAUCGGCCCAAUGGCACCCAGACCGGGCCCAGCAUGAAAGAAUCAUGAGGUGGCUUGAUGAUCAACCUCCGUCAACGGUGGUAUUUUUGUGCUUUGGUAGCAUGGGAGGUGUUAGUGGGUCCCAAGUGAGAGAGAUUGCUUUUGGACUUGAACUAGCGGGGGUUCGAUUUGUGUGGGCUUUACAUGAGCCACAUAAGGCCCAAUUUGGCCUCUCGGAUGACUACAUGAGUCUCGAGAAAGUUUUACCAAAUGGAUUUUUGGAACGAACAAGUAAAAUUGGAUUGGUGUGUGGGUGGGUUUCACAAGUGUCAAUUCUAGCCCACAAAGCAAUAGGAGGAUUUAUAUCACAUUAUGGUUGGAAUUCAAUUUUAGAGAGUUUGUGGUAUGGUAUACCAAUUGCCACAUGGCCAAUAUAUGCUGAGCAACAAAUCAAUGCCUUUCAGAUGGUGAAGGAGUUGGGAUUAGCAAUUGAGAUUAGGUUAGAUUAUAGGGAAGGUAGUGAUUUGGUGUUGGCAAAUGAGGUAGAGAGAGGAAUAAACUGUUUAAUGGAUUAUGACAAUGAGGUUAGGAAAAAAGUAAAGGAAAUGAGCAAAAAAAGUAGGGUAGCUAUGAUGGAAAAUGGCUCUUCAUAUGUGUCACUAAGAGCACUAAUUCAAGAAUUAGUGCUAUGAUAACUCAAGGUGGACCUAGUUAAUGUUUUGACUACCUUCACUUUUUAAUCAAAAAAUAAAAAUAAAGCAUAGAUGGAAGGAGCUUUUCAGAGUAUGCCAUAUUAGCAAAGCUUGAAAAACAAGAUCUGUAAACCUACUAUGAUGUAGGGAAAAAUUUAUAAUUUGAUUUUUGUAAUUUAUUAAUUUUAGUUUUUUUAUGUAAUUUUUGUUAUUUUAGGUUUAGGAUAUUUAUUUCCUCAUUUUUAGGUGUUUUUAAUGUUGUUUAGUCAAAAUAGGGUUUUGGGGGUUUUCCUAGCCGCCUUAGGUUUUUUUUUUUACUGAUUAAACACAUUGUAACCUC
This is a messenger RNA of Quercus robur (English oak), 1885 nucleotides long. RefSeq names its product UDP-glycosyltransferase 43-like. Bases 121 to 1545 code for a protein of 474 amino acids. Gene Ontology annotation, molecular function: UDP-glycosyltransferase activity. NCBI's taxonomy places the organism in Eukaryota, Viridiplantae, Streptophyta, Magnoliopsida, Fagales, Fagaceae. The record is from RefSeq and is a predicted model, not a curated record. The transcript has a single exon.